Brachypodium distachyon (stiff brome) is the source of this 1926-nucleotide messenger RNA. Its product is annotated as glutamate decarboxylase. Gene Ontology annotation, molecular function: glutamate decarboxylase activity; pyridoxal phosphate binding. Gene Ontology annotation, cellular component: cytosol. Gene Ontology annotation, biological process: L-glutamate catabolic process. The record is from RefSeq and is a predicted model, not a curated record. NCBI's taxonomy places the organism in Eukaryota, Viridiplantae, Streptophyta, Magnoliopsida, Poales, Poaceae. The transcript has 7 exons. The coding region runs from base 219 to 1718 and encodes 499 amino acids.
CAGUUCGCUCUCCCCCUCCACUCUCUGCCCGGUAGGCGGUAGCACGUAGCAGUAGCACUACUGGCAACCGUUAAGCCCCUCCCCCCGUUAACCAGCGCUCAAGUACAAGAACCACACCACACACACCGUCGGUGUGACACCACCAAGCCCGCUGUCCGCCCCCACGAGAACCCCCGAUCUUUUCCUUCCUCCCACAGUAGCAGCGGAGCAGUAGAGCCAUGGUGCUCUCGCGCGCGAUCUCCAGCGCGGGCGACUCCGUCGCCUGCACCUUCGCCUCGCGCUACGUCCGCGAGGAGCUCCCGCGGUACCGGAUGCCGGAGCAGUCGAUCCCAAAGGAGGCGGCGUACCAGAUCAUCACGGACGAGUUGAUGCUGGACGGGAACCCGCGCCUGAACCUCGCCUCCUUCGUCACCACGUGGAUGGAGCCAGAGUGCGCCAAGCUCAUGAUGGACUCCGUCAACAAGAAUUACGUCGACAUGGACGAGUACCCCGUCACCACCGAGCUCCAGAACCGUUGUGUAAAUAUGAUCGCUCACCUGUUCAAUGCGCCCAUCAAGGAGGAUGAGACAGCUAUUGGAGUUUCAACAGUGGGAUCCUCCGAAGCAAUUAUGCUUGCAGGUUUGGCAUUCAAGAGGAAGUGGCAAAAUAAGAGGAAGGAGCAGGGGAAGCCAUGUGACAAACCUAACAUUGUUACCGGUGCGAAUGUUCAGGUUUGCUGGGAAAAAUUUGCAAGAUAUUUUGAAGUAGAAUUGAAGGAGGUCAAGUUAACUGAAGGAUACUAUGUCAUGGAUCCUUUGAAGGCUGUUGAAAUGGUGGAUGAAAAUACUAUCUGUGUUGCAGCCAUCUUGGGAUCUACUCUAACUGGAGAGUACGAAGAUGUUAAAUUAUUGAAUGACCUUCUUGUGGAGAAGAACAAGGAAACUGGGUGGAAUGUGCCGAUACAUGUUGAUGCGGCAAGUGGAGGAUUUAUAGCCCCUUUUCUUCAGCCUGAGCUUGAAUGGGACUUCAGGCUACCAUUGGUGAAGAGCAUCAAUGUUAGUGGGCACAAGUAUGGCCUUGUUUACCCUGGUGUUGGUUGGGUCAUUUGGCGGAGCAAAGACGAUUUGCCUGACGAACUCAUUUUCCACAUAAACUAUCUAGGGACAGAUCAGCCCACAUUCACACUGAACUUCUCCAAAGGUGCUAGUCAGAUAAUUGCACAAUACUACCAACUGAUACGUCUAGGCUUCGAGGGAUACAAGCACAUCAUGGAAAACUGCAAGGGGAAUGCAGCCAUACUGAGGGAGGGAAUAGAGGCGACAGGAAGGUUCAAAGUCCUCUCCAAAGAGGACGGCGUACCUCUGCUAGCUAUCUCGCUCAAAGACAGCACUGGAUUCACCGUGUUCGACAUCUCCGAGAACCUGAGGAGGUUCGGCUGGAUCGUGCCGGCCUACACCAUGCCUGCGGACGCGGAGCACGUGGCCGUCCUCCGCGUCGUCAUCAGGGAGGAUUUCAGCCGGAGCCUUGCCCAGCGGCUCAUCGCAGACAUCAACAAGGUCCUACGCGAGCUGGACGCGCACGCGGUCCACGCCGUGAAGAUCACCACUGCGGUUGCUACGCAAGCCAGCGAGGGCAUGGAUGAUGGCGUGGUGACGAAGAAGAGCGUCCUGGACACCGAGAAGGAGUUCGCCUCGGCCUGUAUGGACCUGCUUAAGAACAAGAAGACAGGGGUCUGCUGAAGAUCACGCUGGGACGUACGCCUCGUUUCGCCUAUGUAUCUAUAAUUAUUCUGGAGCGUGUAUGAACUGCGAAGGCAUGCCUCCUUAAUCUGUACUUACAUUCAGAACCUGCGGAGAGUUGAGACCAUGCAUUUGCUGUACCCUUAGGCUGUGUUUGGAUUCUGGAAUACAGUGGAAUGUAAUGGAACCGAUCCUCGUUUUGCCUUCA